GGAGGAGGAGGAGGAGGAGGAGGAGGAGGAGGAGGAUGAUGACGAAGAUGAUGAUGGAAUAGAGUUUCGUGACGACGCCAAUCCCAACUCAAGUUAUCGGGAAAAGAUGCAAACUUUGUUGAAGUUAUACAAUGAUCAAAUUGGUGGGGAUCAUGAUGUCAUAGAUGACAAUUCUCAGCCGAGGAAGAAGAAAAAAUCGGUUCAAUUUCACAGUGACAGUGAUAAACUGAAUGUGGUGCAUCUCUUUCACAACGACAACAGAACUGGCAAUGAUGAUGAAGAUGAUGGGUGUUUGCCAGCCGUGAUACAUUUCAAGCAUUCCAAUGUGGAAGGUGACAGCUAUGAAGUUGCCGCAGAUAGUGAUGAACCGAUUAGAAGUCCCAGUGAUGUGUAUAGGUGUUUCGGGAACUGCGGCAAAGUUGUGAAAUCCAUUUUGAAAGCGCCGGAAAGGGGUGUGACGUUGGAUCCGAGUCUGGAGUGUCGUAGGGAGGUUGCAGCUAAACCAGUGUCUACUUCUACCAUUCAGGCUGUGAGUGAGGUGGUGGAACAUGAGACUGUUGCUUCUAGUAGGGAGGAACCUUCUAGACCAGUUAGCCGAUUCAAGGCGGCUAGACUUGCCGCUAGAAAGUGAUCUACUCUGCAGCGAGUUGAAGUCACAUCAGUCACAAAAUGUUGAUCAUCGCAUCAACAACAACUACAACAUCAGCAACAUGGCAGUAAUCAGCUACAACAACAUCAACAACAUGGAGCUCAUCAGUGGUUCAAUUCAGCACUAGGGAAGUGUCCACGUAACGUACCAACCAAUAUCACACUCUACAACUUACACUAUGAACAUAGAUGUUGUGCAACCUUAGUGAUGAAGCCUUAGUGUGUUUAAUCUUUAGUUUGACUCAAAUCAAUUAUGUGGAACUGACAAUAUCGUUUUUAUUUCACCUUAAUAUCACUUUAUAUCAAAUUUGGAUAUAAAAGUACGAAAUAUAGUUGGUUGCAUCAAACAAGACCAAACUCAUUCAAAUUUAAAUUAAAUUUAUUGUGCUCAUAAACUUUUCAACUGGUCAAGUCAACUAGUAUUCAAACAUUAAAUAAUAGAGAAGCUUGCAAAAUAUAUCAUAAUCUGUACUAUUUUCGUUCAUUUAGUCAUUCCAUUUAAUGACAACAAUUCGUAGUGGAAGAAAAACAGGCAUAGCACUGUAACUAUUUCUAACACACAUUUUAAAAAUAUUUGUUACUGAAAAUUUAGAAUCUCUUGAGAUGAAAUAAAACUAGGAUAGGCUAUCACACUAUCAGAAUAAUUCAUAACAAAAUUUGGAAAAUAUUGGGUUGUUUUGAACCUAUUUCAAAAAUUGUGUUGAUCUUGGCUGGUGCAACUAAGCUAUAGAAUGUCUCAUGAACGCUUUCCUAUACUGGCCACUGUACCUGUGCUGAAAAUAUUAUUUGUCAACUACAUCUAAUUUUAGUGAUUGGAUGAGGAUUUUUUAUAUUUCAUUCAAACUUUGGAGAUGCAAAUUAUUUGAUUUAUAAGCCCUUCGAUAGAUAAAUAAAUCUCUUUUAAUUUGCAAUUUAUAACAUUAAAACUUUGAUAGGCCUAAGUGAUUGUAAGUGAUCUAGCUUGUGUGAAAUAAACCAAGUUUGAAACCGGUAGUAUACUAACAAUGUUAUUGAUGAUUUUGGAGGAAAGUCUGUUGUUUUAAUGCAAUAUUAAAUCUUAUCUAUUCGUAAUUGAAAGGAAGUUUGAAUUUGAAAUGAUAGUUUUGUAAAGCAUUGUUCCAUAUUGAAAUUUCAAAUUGAAUUCACUGACUCUUGAAACUUUUUUCCAUACUAUUAUCAGCAGCAAUGAUUUUUUUUUGUUGUUUUGAAAUCAGUCAAUUUUUGUUCAAUCUUAUUGCAAAACAGGAGAUAAUUAGUAUUAGUUGCAUAGAAAGUACAUGAGACAUUCUGUAUUUCAUUGAGAUAAGUUUUUUUUUGUUUUUCAUAAAACUAUUCAAGCUAUUCAAAUGAUUUGAUGGAACAAUAUUUUCCUCUGUAUUUUGGUAUUUAUGAAAUAAUCACAUAGACGGUCAAGCAUGUGGAUAAGUGCGCGUGCGUUCGGUACACCUCCACCUUCAUAUCGGGUAAAAUCAAUAUUUUCAAUUAGUAUAUCAAAAGCAACUUCAAUCAACCAUGCAGGAACAGUUUUAUCAAAUUUCUUGAAAUCAAGUCCAUACAACAUCUUUUCUUUAUGCAUUCUAUUAAAUAACUUUCGAAACCCACCAGUGGCUGGUUCAUAGCCAUAAGCGAUGGGGGGGGGGGGGCGUGGAUGGUCUUGGUACCCCUGAAUUAAUGGUAAAGCAAACAUGGCCUCUCCAAAAGUCACAGUAGCUGGAUAACCCCAAACAGCUCGGACCUUGGUCUUGGUGACGUCACAGAUGUGGCUGCGAACAAAAGCACAACAGUCCGGGAAAGAUACCUCUUUGCCCAUUUUGACAAGGCGCCAGAAAAGGCGGACACGGCGGACUGCAUCUGGAUCUCGGAACUUGUUAAUCGAUGAACAAGUUCAUUUCCUGAACUUUUGAACUUGUUAAUCGAUGUUAGGUUGAAUCGACACUCCUUGACUGUUACUCAUUACUUAUUUAUUUUAACCCUUAAGUGCAUGAUUUCUUGUAUUUUUAUAAAAAAAAUCAUUUAUAUGGUAAAUAUAACGCUGAGUUUGGAAAAAAUAUUGAAAAAAUUCUGAUAUAUAGAUAAGAAUGUUGAUGUUAGUAGAAAUAUGAAAAAUACAUAGUUGAAAAAUGAAGUCAUAUAAAAAUAAAAAGUAAAAAAAUAAUCAAGAUAAUGCAGUCAGAUAAUCUUUCAGGGGUAAUGAAAGUCGAAGAAGCAAUUUCUGACUGGUGGAUUUAUGCAGAGGUUCACAUUGCAUUUUUACAUUUUAUGGAAGUCUGAUACUGGCACCCUUUUUUCUUACAGCGCUGCCUCUUGCAAAAUAUACCAAUAUGGUCCACUCCAUCAAUGAUUACUUUUUGGGGUGGGUAUUGCGGCUGCCACUCUUCUUCUUCUUUUCUCUUCUUGCUGUGAUGAGGCCGUCCUCGUUUCGGAUUGGUCUUCUUUCCCAUCAUGCACAGAAUUUGUGCAAGUUGUAUGCGGAAUUCCUUUUGUGAAAUUGGAGUUUUCACGCGAUUGAACAAAAUCCAUGAAUUUAUUAUCACAAGGUCCAAGAAGUGAUAGAAUAGACGAAUGUACCACCUUCUUGACUUCAUUCUUAUAUGCAAUCUGCCAAUGUGGCUGUCCAUCAGGUCGACCCCGCCCAUGUGCUUAUUGUAGAUUUUUAUCA
Molecule: messenger RNA, 3307 nt
Organism: Nilaparvata lugens (brown planthopper)
Lineage: Eukaryota; Metazoa; Arthropoda; Insecta; Hemiptera; Delphacidae
Exons: 2
Coding region: 107-631 (174 amino acids)
Source: RefSeq, a predicted model, not a curated record